CUAUACGAGAAUUCGUAGGUAUAUCGCAUGGUUCAUAUGUACAAUUAACCUCCAAAGAUCUAGUGCUUAUCUUCAAUCUUAGUUUCAUCAUUACAUUAGCAAAAUCCAACUAAAUACAGGAAUGGACAAUUUGUAGUAAACAAAACUUGUUUAAUUAUUUUUUAUUUUAAGCUCACCAAUAAUAUCAAAAAUUAUACAAGCUAAAGUUCAGAUCGAUUAGUUCCUUUAUACAAUUAUGUGUCAAAGUUUAAGUCACAUAUUACCAGCUCAAUUGGAAAAAAAAAAAAAAAAAACUCAUGAAUUUUUACAAAUAAUUAAAGUACAAUGUUACUCUAUAUAAUACAGUAGCUCAUUUUUACUCCAUACUUCCCAUAGUAUGUGCAUAAUCAAUUAUGUAGCAAUGAAUCAAUAAUCAUCCCAAACUAGUGUGUUACUCAUGUUAUUAUUAAUAAACAAUUCGUAUUAGUUUCCAUACUACAUAUAAAAGUUAAAGAAGAAAUAAAUCUAAGAAAUUAAUAUGAGGUUGGUCAAAAGUUAUGACAUAAAAGGCUUGGUACCAUUUAAGGAGGGUCUGGACUAAGCUCGAGCCCAAUCACGGACUCACCCACCAGACUCGAUUCCGAAUGUAGCCAUAGCAUGGUACCCUUAUUAUUCCCUCCUAAAAGUUGGGGCACAAGUCAAGUCUAGCCAAAAAAUACAGACAACACACAUAUCGUACAAUUCUCUCUCCUCUGCUCUCCCUCCCCAUUUAUGACAGUGCAGUGUGCAAAACACACUCCUCUUUGCUCUCUACUACACCACCACAAACCCACAUACCACGGUACAGUACACUGCAAAUCAAUUUUUUCCCUUUUUUUUUCUUUUAUUUUGUUAGUACAAAUUCAGAAAUAAAUCACAAAAAUAUCACCCUCAUUAUUACAACAAACACCCCCUCUUAUAAAUACCCUCUUCCGUCUCUCUCUUCCACUUUCAUUCUCCCCCUCAUUUUCUCUCUGCAAUUUUUCAAGCUCUGCUUCAACUCAUCAAUGGCGAAGGUUUAUCUCUCCUCUUUCUCUUUCUCUUUCUCUCUCCUCUUUCUAUUUCUCUCUCUUCGUUGUUUCUGAUGACUUACAAUUUUUUCUCAUUUCGAAAUUUACAGAAAAAAAACAGAGGAGGUGGAGGUGGAGGUGGUGGUGGUGGUGGUGGUGGUGGUGGUGCAGAAGGAGAGAAGAAGGAUGACAAUGGCGGCGGAGGUGGCGGUUGCGGUGUUUAUCUGAACAUCGUAAUCCAAACAGAUUUGCACUGCGAAGGUUGCACGAAACGGAUUCGGAAAUUCCUUCUCAAUUUUCCUGGUGUUCUAAAUGUCGAGUUUGAAGGGGAGAACAAGGUGAAAGUGAUGGCCCAAAACAAAGUUGAUCCAGUUGUACUCACUGAUAAACUCCGCCAGAAAUUUCUGAAGAAGACUGAACUCAUCUCUCCUCAACCUUCGAAGAACAAUGACAAAAAGAGCGAAAACAAAGAUGAAAAACCCAAAGAGAUGCCAGUGAUAACGGUGACGUUGAAGGUUGCAUACCAUUGCGACGGCUGUGGUGACAAAUUGUACAAGACAAUUAGAUCGUACAGUGGUGUGCAUGAAGUGAGCAUUGAGAAGGAAAAGGACUUGGUGAAGGUGACAGGAAGGAUAGAGGGGAAGAAGAUGGCUGAGGAGCUGCAAAAGAAGCUUAAGAAGACGGUGGAGAUCGUCGUUGAUAAGAAGGAUAAGGAGAAGAAAGAAGGCGGUGGCGGCGGCGGGGGCGGAGGCGGUGGCGGAGGUGGUGGUGAUAAGAAGGAGCUUAAGUACAUUGUUGACGGGUCGGGUUAUGUCGGGAUCGUUGACGGGUCGGGUCGGGUUCUUGAGAUCUUCGAGGCUCCCCGGUUCUUCAGUGAUGAGAACCCGAAUGCCUGCGCAAUUAUGUGAGUUGUGGGCUGUAGUGGGUUUGGGCCGGGUUUGAUGGGUUUUGUGGCCAUUUUUUGGGAAGGAUAGUCAAGACACUUUGACGAGUUUUGUAAAUAAUGAAAUUUUGGGAUGUUUUGUAAAUAAUAAUGAAAUUUUCAUAUAUUUAUGCAUCGAAUUAGGAAGGUGAUAGUUAAAUUAAUCAUACAAUAACAUUCUUAUUAUGUUUAAUAUUGAAAGUUAAAUUUAGAUUUGUCAAUCAAUCAAAGCGCAAUUUUCAUUAAAUAUUCUUAUCCCAUUACUAUUAAUAAUUUUGAGAAAACUAAUAUUUUGAUUUAAAAGCCGUGCAUCACUUGGGUGUCA
Messenger RNA from Chenopodium quinoa (quinoa), 2275 nucleotides. Its product is annotated as heavy metal-associated isoprenylated plant protein 3-like. The transcript is spliced from 4 exons. Gene Ontology annotation, molecular function: metal ion binding. The record is from RefSeq and is a predicted model, not a curated record. Lineage: Eukaryota; Viridiplantae; Streptophyta; Magnoliopsida; Caryophyllales; Amaranthaceae. The coding region runs from base 1103 to 1936 and encodes 277 amino acids.